Messenger RNA from Microsporum canis CBS 113480, 546 nucleotides. RefSeq lists its product as hypothetical. The transcript has 2 exons. The record is from RefSeq and is a predicted model, not a curated record. NCBI's taxonomy places the organism in Eukaryota, Fungi, Ascomycota, Eurotiomycetes, Onygenales, Arthrodermataceae. The coding region runs from base 1 to 546 and encodes 181 amino acids.
AUGGCAGCCGUCAAGCGAAGCAAAACCAUGCCAGCUGAUGGCCAAACAACAAAAUUCUUAUACACGAUCUUGAAGCAGCUGGACUUGAAAUCACACAUGGAAGGAAACACGACAACCGCUCGUACACCUCGUGCUAAGAAGUCCAAGGCAGAAACUGCAAAGUCGAAAAAGGCCAUGUUUGAGGAUCUGGCACGGGGCAAAGAGCACUCUCCCACCGAGAGAUCCAGUCCUCCUGUCAAACAGGAGCUAGCAGUAAAGGCUGAGCCAGCAUUUGGGGCCGGAGCACCACCUCAGUAUUUCUAUCCGCAAGGCGCGGCAGCUGUCCCCAGGAGCCUUGAAAAUACGCCCGUCCAGAAUAAUACUCCGUUUUACGACUUCUCGACCGUGUCUCCAGCAGACCUGACCGUGCCUUCUUUUGUCCCUGAGCCUGUAAUCGGUUAUUCGGCGCCACCAUUUGGGGAGAAUUGGAUCCCAGUCAAGGCUGAAAGGGCAGACGGUGAAGUUGAGAUGCAGGAUCUCUUCAUCAAGUCAGAGCCAAAUAUGUAA